This is a messenger RNA of Megachile rotundata (alfalfa leafcutting bee), 2252 nucleotides long. RefSeq names its product cilia- and flagella-associated protein 91. NCBI's taxonomy places the organism in Eukaryota, Metazoa, Arthropoda, Insecta, Hymenoptera, Megachilidae. The record is from RefSeq and is a predicted model, not a curated record.
UUAAAAAAUUUACAUUGGAUUUCAGUGUUCAAAACAAUGGCUGGAAACUGUGAAUUAAAUCAAAUAAUAUGUUGCAAUAGUUCCAAAUACUUUCGUCGACCUAUUAUACCAUUUCUAGUACCCAAAACACAAGACACAAAUGCUCCCAUAUAUUUUAAUCAGGAUGUUCUGAAUAAUAUAGUACUAAAUACACAAAAACAAUGUUAUACAUUUUCAAAUAAAUUAGAGCUACAUAGAAAUGUGGGAACUCAAACAGAUUACAGAGAUAGCGAAUCACAAACUGUUCCUUGGGAACCAUCAUUCAAAAUUAAAUCAGGGCACAAUCCUGAAAUAUUAUCAAUAGCUCAUUUAACUUGGAAUCAUGGAUUACCAGCUGGAAUACACGAGAUAGAAAUUAUUAAUAGAAUGAGAACUAAAAGAGCAUGGGAAGCAGUUCUUCCUCCUAUGGAUACACCAGCAAACAUAAAAAAGCGAAAAACUAUAUUAACUAAGUUAGAGAUAGAAGAGUGGGCAUUUAGAGAAUCAGAGAUUCAAGCAAUACAGGAUUAUAGACUUGAACUUUUUAAAGAAAUAUCUAAACAGUUUGAGUCUGAAAAGCAAAGAAAAUUGCAAGAUCGUUUUGACAGACUGGAAAAAUGUUUAUUUACACGUAGAGAUAAAGAAAUAAGUGCUAUCAAAUAUAAUCUUCAACGAGAUCUGAGAAAAUUAUAUAGGAAACAUCAGCAAAAUCAGCAACCACAUAAACAUGAUCUUAUUAAAAGACAUGAUAAACUAUCAUCUGAAUUAGGUGCACCACAAAGAAAGCACGAAGUACUACAAAAAGAAUUAUUAGGAGAAAAUUAUAUUCAAAAUAUAGAUAAUAUAAAUACAUUACCGACACAUCUUCCAACACAUAAGGAAUUGAAAAUGAUAAAACCUAGACCAAAAUCAGCUGAUCUAUGUAUUAGAGAAACAAGAUGGACAGAAAAGAAACUGCAACAGUUACAUUCCGAUUUGAAAACAAUUAGAUUACAUGACGAGCGUGUAGAGACACCGACAUUAUUAAAACGCAAAUUUCGACAGCCAUCUCUUCCUCCUACUCCAUAUAGAACAAUUACAGAAAAUGUAAAAAAUAUGCGCAUAGAUCAAUUGUCUACUCUCAUUCAGAAAAUAGUUAGAGGGAGAGCUGUUCAAUGCAUGAUGUAUGAAGGUCGAAAUAGAUGUAGAGAAUUAAUUCAAGAACUACAGUCAUCUCAUGGACUGGAGCAGAAUACUAAAAGACAACAUCAGAAAGAGAAAGAGUGGAUGAUGAAUUUGCAGUAUAUGCAGAAUGAAAAAUCUAUGCAAGAAGAUCAUUUAAGCGAAGUUCUUAAUUCUUUAGAAGGAAUGACUAUCUCAGCAAUGUUAGAUUUUCUUAGUAAAGAACUCGUAAGACUGGAAGAUGAGCGUCGAAUACAUGCCAUCGCAUUAUUAGCUGAACGGGAAAGAUCUAUGAGAGAAGCAGCAGAAGCUGGAAGACGUCAGUUAGAAUACAAUCGUCGUCGAGAAUUCGAUGAAAUGUUCAGACAAACCAUGAAAGUUAAUCAAGAGUCUGUAGAAACAUAUUUAGAAGAUAUUAUAAAAGAAGGCGUUGAAUGGAUAUCUGAUGAAGCAGCCAAAGAAUAUAUUUUAGAAUUAUGCGAUAAAGUGGACUGUUUAUCAAAAUAUGCACAGGACAAUACAACAAGGUUAGCAGAAGAAGAAAUGAUAGCUAAUAUGAUCUACAACUUCAUAUUACCCGAAGUGGAAAAAAAUACUAUACGAAAAAAUAUAAGACAAAAGCAACAAGCCUAUUUACAAAAUGCGCAUGCAGCAAUAUAUAAGCAAAUAUUAGAUUUAUUACCUAUUGAAAAUACAAAUUAGUUUACUACAAUGUAUGAUAAAAUAAGACGAAAAUUGUUAAAUUAUCUUGUCAUUAUGUGCGUAUCUUCUUCUGACACGUGAAGCGCUUUAGUUUAUACAUAAUUUAAAAAAUCUUUAAAUAUUAAAAAUUAAAAUAUAUAUAUUUAGGUAUGAAUCUAUCACUUGGUAUUACAUCUUUUAUUAGAUUUAUUGUCACUAAUUUUACAAGCAAUUUUACAUGAUACUUAAAUUAGUAUCAAACGAAAUUUGUUCUGUAAAUUAAAUAUGUAUAAAGUUUUUGAGAUCUUAUAAAGUUUUAGUUAAUUUCUAUAUUUCAGUACUUAAAAUAAUACAUAAGUUACAUUAUUGUAUAUAAUAAUAUUUUUUAAUAC